AUGGAGUCAACAACAGACCAUCCAUCAACUUCUGGUGUACUAGGUGGAGAAAAGGUUAUCGAUAGUGAUGAACCACAAGAUAGUCACAUUCAUAGCCAUAAUAAUGUAUCAACAACAACAACAACAACAACGACGACGACUAAAACCACAACUACAACUAUAAUGACGACAACAACAACAAUGGAAACAACUAGACAACUAAAACUACAACAAAAGCAACAACAGCUCGAACAACUACUUCCAACAUCACAACAACCUUCUAUUAUUGUUACCCAUAUUAACGACAAACAACUUGCACAGAAAAUGCAUUGGGAAAGAUUGUCGUCGAUCUUUGAAAAAGAAACAAAAUAUCCUAUCACCGAUAGAGAUCAUCAGUAUACACCAAUGGAACCUAUUGGCAAAGGGUCAUUUGGAGAGGUAUACUUGUGCUCUAAGUUCAGCGAAAACAAAGUUUGUGCCAUAAAGAAAGCGGAUUUUACCAUAAAAUCAUUAAAUGAGGUUCAAAUUCACUCCAGGUGUAACCACAAAAACAUUGUCCAAAUCAAUACAUCAUGGGUUGAACUCUCCAGAAUUACUCCUGCCCUCCAAUCAGAGGCUUCCAAUUCGAAAAUGUCAAAAACCAGUGAUUUCCAUCCAAUUGGAAGUAGUAGUCAAUCAAGUGAACACUCCAUAAGCAAUAAAGAUGAAACUAGUCAGUUAGAUGGCGGCGCUGAAGGUGGUAGUAGUAAUAAUUAUCAAGUAAACCAAACAACAGAAGACUCCAUUUUCGCCGUUAAAAAUGGAGCUAGUAAAGUCGAUGGCAGUGCUGAAAGUGGUAAUAGUAAUAAUAAUCAAGUAAACCAAACAACAGAAGACUCCAUUUUCGCCGUUAAAAAUGGAGCUAGUAAAGUCGAUGGCGGCGCUGAAGGUGGUAGUAAUAAUCAAGUAAACCAAACAACAGAAGACUCCAUUUCCCCCAUUAAAUAUGGAGUUAGUAAAGUUGAUGGUAAAGAUAUAGGUUGUAGUAAUAAUAAUAGUAAUAAUAGUAUAAAUAGUAGUAAUAGUAUUAGUAAUCCAUCAAAAGAAUCAGUUUAUAAUAUUGAAGAUGAAGCUGAUAGUAAAAAACACGUCGGCAAUGAUGAUCUGGUUGUCAAGAUCUGUGAUUUUGGUAUUUCCAGGUUGAAAAAAGUGUUGGAAGGCACCAACAAUGAGAAAGCCGGAUCGACGUAUUACUGCAGUCCUGAGCAGUACAAGGGUGGAUUCUACAAUGAAAAGACCGAUUGUUACAGUGUUGGUGUAAUCUAUUUUGAAAUACUGCUCAGAUAUUCCAAAGAUGUUCCUUGGAAUCCCCCUGACCGUGCCAACUCACAACUCGAAACUUUGAUGAAACACCGAAUCCUCAAUAAGCAGUUCAAAGAGUUCUACCCAAGAGAAUCAAAGAUAAUAGAGUGCAUGAUUGCUCCUUUCGAGGUAUUCUCUGUCGAUGUAAAAGUUUAA
Heterostelium album PN500 is the source of this 1476-nucleotide messenger RNA. RefSeq lists its product as uncharacterized. Gene Ontology annotation, biological process: protein phosphorylation. Lineage: Eukaryota; Evosea; Eumycetozoa; Acytosteliales; Acytosteliaceae. Gene Ontology annotation, molecular function: ATP binding; protein kinase activity. The coding region runs from base 1 to 1476 and encodes 491 amino acids. The record is from RefSeq and is a predicted model, not a curated record. The transcript has 3 exons.